AUGACGCGCACCAGACCGGACCAGAAGCUUAAGGCGCAACAGCUUCCCAUGCUGCGACCAUUAGGCAAAUCCGAACAGCUCUCAGCGGUAUCCCACGCACUUGGCUUCUUCAAGAAUGUCGGCAUGUCUGCCCAAUACAACUUAUCCAAUAGUACCGAAUCGCCCGAUCUCCAACGCGUAGUUUAUGCAGCUUUGGCGGAUGUCGUGGGGAAGCAUGCUAUUCUAUCGGCCAUUCCUGUUGAUGAAGCGUCUCCGGAGGCUUACUUUGCGAGGCUGGAGUCGAUCGAUCUUGCUAGGUGCGUCUUCUGGAGGAGAAGGACUGGGGCUACUGCUCAAGGAGAAGCAGAUCUCGAGCUCGACACCAUACUGGAAGAACAGCACAAUACCGACUUCAAAACCAAUUAUGGUGACCUGCCUUUCUGGCGCUUGAUCAUCCUUCAAGACGCUGGUAGCGAACUCAGCUUCACUGCAUCCUUCAUCUUCCACCACAGUCUCGGCGACGGCGCAACGGGGUCAAUCUUCCACAGUUUCUUCCUGCAAGCGCUUAACACCGCAAUCUCACUCCCCUCUUUCGUCGCGCAAAGCAGCUCGAUCGUGACCAUCGACGCCAACAUCCAGCUUCUCAGCCCUCUAGAACAGCUCCAUCCUUUACCUAUCAACGAGAACCUGCGAGACCAUCGAGCUGAUGGAGGGAAGGGACUGAAAGAGUGGUUCGGCAACCCCAUUCAUACACCGCUGGAAACACAUUACAAAACACUGUACUUCUCGCCCACAACCACUGCAAUUUUUGCAAAAAGGUGUAAGCACAACGGCAUAACAGUAACAUCCGGUCUCACCGCCGUCCUAGCGGGCGCUCUCCUCUCUGCUCUACCAGAAGAUAUCGAAGCACUCACAGGUAUCAUACCCAUCAACCUCCGUCCGUGGCUCAACCUUCCCGCGAACUCAGCAGACGGCGCAAUGGGCAGUUUCAUCGACGCGAUGAAAGUGCAAAUACGGCGAUCGCAGUACGGACAAAGCGGUGACGACCACGUAGACAGACCGCAUGGUCUGCGCGCCGCACACCACACAUCUCGCGAAAUCUCGUCCUAUCUCGCCAACACCUCACCAACCGGCGAACCAUACACCUCCAUCGCGCCCUUUAAACUCAUACCUGAUGUUGCUGCAGUCUUCUCGUCCCUCCUAGGUGUCGAACUUGGGGCGCUUUGGUCCUACGCUUGCUGA
Alternaria conjuncta is the source of this 1221-nucleotide messenger RNA. RefSeq lists its product as uncharacterized. Bases 1 to 1221 code for a protein of 406 amino acids. The record is from RefSeq and is a predicted model, not a curated record. NCBI's taxonomy places the organism in Eukaryota, Fungi, Ascomycota, Dothideomycetes, Pleosporales, Pleosporaceae. The transcript has 3 exons. Gene Ontology annotation, molecular function: N-acetyltransferase activity.